Molecule: messenger RNA, 1594 nt
Organism: Colius striatus (speckled mousebird)
Lineage: Eukaryota; Metazoa; Chordata; Aves; Coliiformes; Coliidae
Product: histone H1.01
Exons: 1
Coding region: 30-689 (219 amino acids)
Biological process (GO): nucleosome assembly
Cellular component (GO): nucleosome
Molecular function (GO): structural constituent of chromatin; DNA binding
Source: RefSeq, a predicted model, not a curated record
UCGCCUGCUCCGCAGAGGACGCUGCUGCGAUGUCCGAGACUGCUCCCGCCGCCGCCCCUGAUGCGCCAGCCCCUGGUGCCAAGGCCGCCGCCAAGAAGCCGAAGAAGGCAGCGGGCGGCUCCAAAGCCCGCAAGCCGGCGGGCCCCAGCGUCACCGAGCUGAUCACCAAGGCCGUGUCCGCCUCCAAGGAGCGCAAAGGACUUUCUCUCGCCGCCCUCAAGAAGGCGCUGGCCGCCGGCGGAUACGAUGUGGAGAAGAACAACAGCCGCAUCAAGCUGGGGCUCAAGAGCCUCGUCAGCAAGGGCACCCUGGUGCAGACCAAGGGCACCGGCGCCUCCGGCUCUUUCCGGCUCAAUAAGAAGCCCGGCGAAGUGAAGGAGAAAGCCCCCAAGAAGCGGGCGGCCGCGGCCAAGCCCAAGAAGCCGGCGGCCAAGAAGCCAGCCAGUGCUGCCAAGAAGCCCAAGAAAGCAGCGGCGGUGAAGAAGAGCCCCAAGAAAGCCAAAAAGCCGGCGGCCGCUGCGGCCAAGAAAACGGCCAAGAGCCCCAAGAAGGCAGCAAAGGCGGGUCGCCCCAAGAAAGCAGCGAAGAGCCCGGCCAAGGCAAAGGCGGUGAAGCCCAAAGCCGCCAAGCCCAAGGCGACCAAGCCCAAAGCAGCCAAGGCAAAGAAGGCGGCGCCUAAGAAGAAGUAAAUUAUUCCACAAGACUUCUGGUCUACAUAUUUUGUUAUCCAACGGCUCUUUUAAGAGCCACCCACACUUUCCCUAAAGGAGCUGAGGCACCAAGAUCGUCAGUAACCUGCAGCAAGGAUCCAGUAAUUCGUAAGUCCUCAGAAGAGAAUUGUCUCCCCUCAUCACCCUCUACGAUUACCGAAAGAGACGUUAAAGAGCACGGUAUAAUGCAGCGGCUCUAGGGAAGUAUAGACUUUUGUAUCUUUUUUGCCGAGUAAUUGGUUUGACUACCAAGAAGCAAUGUUUUAUAUUUGAUAUGUCUUAUGAUUUGAUAAAAAUCGGGUGUCUGUUUUUUUAAAGUAUAUAUUUUGUAACAAGAGUAAUGCAAUUGCCAGGCACGCUACUACUGAGCCAUGUCUAAUAUAUUGUAUUAUUUCUCUUAAAGUAUCUCCUUAAAUGGUUUUCUGUAUUUGGGGGAGGGUGAGGGGUGAUGUUUCAUUUUAAUAGCCCUGAGCUCUCCCACUUCUUUUGUUCCCGGGGAGAGGAGGGGAAAAAAGCCCAAGAGUUUUCAAGUGUUGAAAAAGCCCGCCCUGCCCCAGGAUUGGCCUGCGGAGAGCCCGGCCCGCGGCCUCUUCCCCCUCCCCCCUCCCCCCUCCCCCCUCUCCGUAGUCGGUUGCGCCUCUUCAUCGCUGGCACUGUUUCACUCUCGCGGAAGAAAAGCGCGGAAGAGAGGGAUGGGAGCCUUCAGUGAAACACAAGUGUUCCAGUGUUCUCUAGCAUAAAAAAAAUACAUGGAAAUUAAUAUCCCUCACCAUUUAGAACUUAUUUUGAGAAGACGUUUUGGCACGACUCUGGGUUAACAGAAACAUGGGAAGCAUUGCUACCAAAAACACGUUGUUAAUAAACAUGCAGAAAAUAAGACAAAA